Lactuca sativa (garden lettuce) is the source of this 516-nucleotide messenger RNA. NCBI's taxonomy places the organism in Eukaryota, Viridiplantae, Streptophyta, Magnoliopsida, Asterales, Asteraceae. The record is from RefSeq and is a predicted model, not a curated record.
AUGCCUCCCCGACCAAGACCCAUUAGAAGGAAGAACGACACUCCGCCACCACCACCCCCUCCUCAGUUCGACCUCGUCAUGUUCCAGGCAGCAGCUACUGCUGUCGUGACUGCAGCAAUGGCACAAGUGAACGCUAGAGGAGCCGGAGACAAAGUGGCAACUGUUUCUGAGACACAAAAGGAAAGUGGUGGGAAGAAGAAGAAAUCAUGGAACAAACGCAAGGCUACUGUUCCAACUACCCAAACUCCUACCGGUGUUUAUGCUGGGAAAUUACCUUUGUGCAACAAGUGUAACUUCCAUCAUCACGGAUCCUGCCGUGAGUUGAGUUGCAACAGCUGUGGGAAGAAGGGUCACACAGCUCGAUACUACAAGGUGCCAACCCAACCCACCAACCAGACUGCGGGAGCAGGUGCUGGUAAAGCUUGUUACGGAUGUGGAGAGGUUGGGCAUUUCAGUAGAAAUUGCCCCAAGGAAACGACUGGUGGCAAUAUAGGGAGAGUUUUGGCAAUGGGCUAG